GUUAUCGUGUACCUGGCAGCAGUGGGUCUUGCUCUGAGGCAUCAACAAAGUCCCCACAUUAAGGGAGACUCGACCCCAAAAACUCCCUCGUAGGUCCCCGCAGCGCUUGGUGGAGGCAGCCCCGAGGAUGGAGGUGGACGAGGACUUGGAGGCAGGUCUGCUGAGGCAAUUUAACUGCAUGCUGACCACUGACAAGGAAGUUCUGAUCAAAGAAUUGCAGACUUUGGUUGGGGCGCAUCUCAACGAACACACAGCCAGAUUUUACCUGGAAAUGAAUGACUGGAACCUGCAGGCAGCCGUGUGUGCCUACUUUGACCUGCAGUCGUUCAACAAGCUGCCUCAGAUGACCUUUGUGAAGGACAUCACCAUAGGGGAAGGCGAGAGUGUGCCGCCCUCCACCAAGUUCAUCAAAACGUGGCGCAUACAGAACACGGGCGAGGAGGGAUGGCCCAGCGGCUGCUCCCUGGUGUACACGGGUGGAGAGCAGAUGGGAGCACCACCCUGUGUGUCAGUGUCUCCGCUUGCUGCUGGGGAAAUGACUGAUGUGUCUGUGGAGAUGACAUCACCGGCCUGCACUGGUCUGUACUCCUCCAAGUGGCGCAUGACCACCGCUCAAGGCAGCUUCUAUGGGGAUACCAUAUGGGUCAUUGUUCAGGUGGACUCUGGAGGCACCUUGGCACUGAUGCAACAGAUGGUGAACCUCAAAGAGUUGGGAGGCAGCCCGCCACCCACCUCCAUCACCCACACCACCACCACCACCAACCCCUUUGCACCCACCCAUACCCAGCCUCACCACCAACCCAACGGCAACCUUAUCCCUCCACUACUACCCUCCUCACCCCCAAGACCACUCCAGGACCCGUCACUAGGCAUCCAAGGCCCUGUGCCCCCCUCUCUGCCUAAUCAAGAUGAGGACACAGGCAUGAGUUAGUAGUGCAGCAGAGUUUAUUCAAGUGUUGUUGUGUUUUGUCCCUUGCCCUUCCCCAUGUUAACCUCUUGUCACCUUUUCUGGCUUACUUAGAACUCACAGACAAUACCCAAGAAACCCAAGUACCAAGACCAAUUACUGAAGAGCACGCUGUCAUCUUGAAACACGUCCUGCUUAGCACUAGACUGCCCUGAACUUUGUCCCUGCAUUAAAGAAUCAAGUUCUCCAACAACCCUGCCCAGAAAAUAGAAACAAAAUACUGAAGAACAUACUGCCAUUUGGAAUAUUUCUUGCCUGAUACUCAACUGUCCUGAACUCCAUUAUCACAGAAGACAACCAAGUCCUUCAGCAGCCAAUUGUAAAGAUGUGCUGUAAUAUGGAGCACUUCUUACAUCCUGCAUGGCUGUCUAGAACUCAUGACAUCACAUAGCACACCCAAAUACCCAAACAACUGUACCCAGGAGAUAGAGAAAAUACUGAAAGCCAUACUGUGAAUAUAAAAUGGAGGAGAGCCAUAAAGCGUCCAAUCACCCAGGAAGAGUGAAAAUGGACAUUAAAUGAAAUGAUGAUGAUGAUGAUACUGUGAUUUGGAAUGCAUCUUAAUUUUACUCAACUGCCCAGAACUCUGAAGAUAUAUCAUGAACCCAAUUACUCCAACAUCUGCACCCAAAAUACUGCAAGAAUACUGUAAUUUGAGCAUAAAUGACAGUGAGGUGAUGGAAGCAAGCGAACCAAACUCAGCCAAUGCAAAAAGAAAACAAUCCAUAACUUAAAGGAUGAAGAGGAUUAUGGAGCAGCAGACAAUACUACCACUACUAGCGCCCAUCCAUCCCACUGACCCUGCCUUGGCCCAUCUCUUUUCACAGCAAGGUAUGGGAAGACUAGGGAUUAGAGAGAGGGGGGACGAGAACAGCUUCUGGACCAACCUGACUCAUGAUUAUGUUAGGGUUGGGGGCUAGGGAUCAGAGAGAGAGAGAGAUUUUAUGUUUACUCAUUGUCAUUUUCAAAGCACAUAUAUUUGUAGGAUAGUUAAAAAAAUAUUUUCCCAAUUCUGACAAAAACUGAGCUUUAUGAAGAGAUAACUUGAUGACCACGAGAUACAUAACUCUGCUGUAGAUCCUCAUGUAAAGGUUCAAUCUCAUAUUAAAGAUGCCUCUCCCCUUCCAUUAUAAAGGCUGUGACAGGUUCAGUUGAGGAGUAAAUGAAGUCCCCAAGGAGAGUAGCAUCCAUGUGUAAUGGUGGUGUUUGCUACUGUUGAAGCACAAGAAAUUGGUGUCAAAAAGAGGUUGAAAUAGAUUUGGAUUGCAACAACAACAUCAGAUUCAGCUUCAAAGCUGUGCCCAAGGGAGGUAGGAGGGUCAACCCUUUACGAAUAAGCCACUGAGGUAUCUCUUUGGCCAAGAGGAUUUCGGAACUUUUUUUGCAUCUGCUCCGUCAUUACAACUUUAACCCCUAAAAGCCGGGGAUGUGACGUGAAAUCAGUUCUCCCCGUAUGGCAGUGUUAUGACGUUUUCCUGAGAGUUGCUCACUUUCCAUUAUCAAUUUCACGGCUCUACCUAAGCCAAUAGCUUUAAAUUUAUGAGCAUUCCCUUUUCCAUCCUUCCUCUUCAAUCUGCCACAAACCCAAAAUCUCGACGUCAUGUGUAGUUUCUGUGGUUCUUUUACCUCGCAGCAGCCUGUAUUCGGCACGCUGCGUAGGUUGUGUGUGCCAUGGCAUAGCUGCGGCUCUCCCCCUCCCUGCAUGACACUGCUGCAUAGCUCCUUCAUUACCCUCAUAUUCUUAAAUUGAUAACCCUGAAGGGUGGCAGGGGCCUCAGUAUCACUUUCACCAUCACCAUAAUGAGAUUGAUCUACAGGAUGACCACCAAAGUGAGUUUGCACAAUAACAGGGCUCAGCCUUCCUGAUAAGACAAGGGGCUCAUGUUCAGUGAUGUUACCGUUACUGUCUUCACCAAUAACACCACUUUCAAAGCUUGAAAAAGUCACUUUCAGCUCUCUCCCAAUUGUGCUUACACUGAGCUCUUUUUGGAGCAAGAGGAGGCUUAUGAGGAGUUGAGGUCACUGGCUGUGGGCACUCAGACAAGGAAGAUUAAAAAAAACGCUCCUCCUGCCAUUGGUAGUCACAGAAACACUGAGAAUGGCACGGAGGAGUUGUGUGGCAGCCUAGAAGUCACGCUGACCCAUAAAUCCCCAUGCAAACUUCAAAAGUACUGUGUAAAAAGGCAGACCAGAAAAACCUGUCACCCUCCCUUAACCUGGCAACUGGGAAAACCCAUCACCUGCCCUUUAGGGGCUAAAGAAAGGUUGAAAAUUUGACUUUUGCACAAGUCUAUAUAGUGAUCAUCAGUUGGCACUUCCUACCAAGCUGCUACAACCAAUAACAUAUUAUUCGAUCUCAUAAUUCAUACUUGUCAUGCUUGUGGCCAAAGCCGGUUUUGGGGAUCUUGGGUUAAGCCCGAGUAACAGCACCCUUUGAGCUAUCCACUGCUGCAAGUGCCAAACCACCACCCCAGGAGACAGGACACAGCUCCUGCCUGACCCCCAGUACCCAUGCACUGCUGGGUGGAGAGGGACAGGGUGAAAGAAGACUGUCUACACUCUGCCUAGAAAUCAAACCCAGGAUCUCUUUGUUGUGAACUGAGCAUGCGAAUCACUGCACUAUAAAAUACUCGAUAUAUGCAUGAUAUAUACAUAGAGAAACUUUUUGUUUCUCUUUUUGUCUCCAUGGUCUUGAUGGUGUGUUUCGUGUGAUAGCACAGUCACUUGGUACCCAGCUUGAUACUUCUAUUCAUUAUCUCUCUCUAAACUUGUUACACAUUUUUCUGACCAGAUUUUUACCUAUUUAUUAGAUGCCAACUCUAGAGUGAAGAACUGAUGGUAGUGACUCAUAGAAAGCAGAGGUUUAUCCAUGUAGAUUAUAAUUAAUACCAAUGCCAAAAUUGACACUCAUACUUGAUAUAUUCUCUAGAGACAAGCAAAUGGGUUUUUCAGACCAGAUUUUUACGCAAUUAACAUAAAUCAGGAAGAAGACUGUAGGAAGACGAGUAAUGAGAAUGGAAGUACAAGUGAGAAGGAAGAGAAGGAGAAGGUGGGUGAGAGACAAAAGAUCAGUGAGCUAAUAGUACAAAACAGACCACAGUGGAGGAGCCUCACACACAUCAGUGACCCCGUUAACUUGGGACAGUAAUGCUGAGAACAGAUACAAUUGCAAAGAAGGGCUGAUGGUGCUGGUUUUGAAAGAAGUGGAGUGCCACCAAUUCAGAUUAUAUUAUUACUUUGCUGAUACAUACUGAUGCUCACAGUAAAUAUCUUCCCCUUUAGACACUUCCAUGACUUUCUUCCCCUUUAUUUUCUUCUUAUGACUCAAACUCUUUCCUUCUGCCUCCUUCCUAUGACUUUCUUUCUUCCCUCUUUACUUUCCCCUUCCUAUGACUCAAAUUCUUUCUUUUUACCUCCUAUUUCUUCCUUCCUAUGACUUCAACUUUAUUUCUUCCCUUGGUGUGUCUCCUUUACUGUAUUUUUUUUAUGUAUCAGUUGAAAAUAGCAAAUAUCAAUCCCCACAAUAAGAAAAAAGUGAGCAUAUACCACUACUACCAGUACAAAUAUAUGGGACACCCCUUAUAGAAGUAUAACAAGGACUGGUGACCCUUCUCCCCAAUGACAAACUCACUUUUUGCUCAGUGGACAGGCCAAUGCCCAAGUAGACUGGGUUAAAUCUCAUGACAUGCAGAAAGACACUGUCUCUGCAGCACACACAGGACAGAACCAUUUUCAUUGAUCUUCGGUGACUAGUGGCUGAGUGGAAAGAAAGUAUUACAUCUUAUGACAGGCAGAAAGGCUAGCAUAUACAUAUAGAACAGCACCAUUUUCAUAGAUCUCCGGCAACUAGUGGCUAAGUGGAAAGAAAGUGUUGUAUGUUACUGGUGUAUUUUAUGGCAUGCAGUAAGAUUCCAAGUCUCUUCAGCACAUACAAAAUCUCACCACUCUCAUAGGCCUCCAAGGGUUGAAGUUUACCCUCUGUACAUUGGCCACCUAAGGCGGCUAACUUAUCCAACUGAAAGAAUUAUCUAGUAUGCUAUAAUUUGCUUACAACUUUUUGAUCCCUACAAAACAGGUUAUGUAAAGAGUCAGAACAAACCACCUUCUUUGACAAGUAACUCAGUAAUGCAAUUUUUAUUCAGAUUUGUUGAAAGUUUUGUUAUAUUCUGGAAGGGUUAAUAAACUUUGGGAGGGAUUCAUAGGUAUUCAACUUUAUUAACUUGAGAGGCUGCCUGAAAAAAAAAAGUAAACUAUUACCCUUGAAUUUCUAGCGAUGCAAGUUGGCAGAACCUCUGUUUCUGCCAUUGCCUGUGACUUGCCGAGAAAACCUUAUGACAUGCAGAAAGGUGUCAUGCCUUCUCUCUGUUGCACCUAAAGACUAGCAAUACUGUCCUGGAUCUCUGGUGACGCAAGUUAGGAGAAAGAACAUCAUUAUCGGUAUUGCUUGUGCCUCCCCAGGAGGGUCAUUCUUGUCUUGUGAUGUAGCCAAGAGAUCAGCAUUAAGUCCACCUGCUCAGUAUAAUGCUCACACACUUCUCUAUCAUCUCUAGUGAUUAAGCUAACUGCAUAUUCUCAGAGAGGCUCAGCAUAAUGCUCUAUUCUGUCUAGUAAUUAAGUUAAUACAUAGCAUAUUCAUGGACAGGCUCAAACUAGUGUUCACACUUACUCAGUCUUACUAGGGAGAAAAGAGACUUGUCAAUGUACCAAGAACCAAUAACUAACUAAUGACAGUCUUACUAGAAAGGAAAGUGACUCGGCACUAAUGAGAAUCAAUAACUGACAAAAAGUGACUUAGCAAUGUAACAAGGGCUAAAUGACAGUCUUAUGAGGAAGGAAAGUGACUCAGUACUGUAACAAGAAUCAUUACUAACUAAUUGACUGGCCCAUCUUAAUGCUCAGACACCCCCUCAGGCUUAAGAUAGAGGUAGACAAAUCAACAUUAUAAUAAACCUACAACUGACUGACUGUCUAAGCUACUGGUGCAUCACAAUUAGAAGCAUCAAAUUUUUCCUGAUUGAAGUUGGAGCAUUGACUUAUCAGUGCAGCAGUGUGGAGGAUUAUGUGAAGUUGUCAGUUUACUCUUUGUCUAACUUGUUCAACCUGAACACCACACUUCUUUAUAGCUGUAAUGUGAAUUCCUAUGAGGCUGCUAUUUUGGGGUUGCGGUUUGUGGUCAAAGACUGGAUGUUUUCCUUAAUAAUAUGCAGUUGUAAUGGCCCUAGACGUGGAUAAAGACUCCAAAGACAGCUGUAGGGUACCAUUAGCUUUAUCUUGCAAUGCAAGAUAUGGCAAAUUGCUUCACUCACUCACCGCCUAUGCUCCCAGCGGUCCUGCUGAGCAAGCUCCCACGCAGCUGCCCUAUCCAUCCCAAGUCCUUCCUGGCACGAUCAGCUGACUUGCCCCAUCCAUGAGUUACGUGGGCAUCCCUUUGGUCUCCUCCACUCAGGGUUGUCUCGCACAGAAGCAACCCUGUGAGCAGGAUCAACGUCUGGGAGGUGUGCCUCGUGCCCAUACAUCUGGAGUUAGCAUUCAUGGACUAAGCUGGUACAGGCCUUGAUGCAGUUUCAUAGUCGCUGGUUCAACUUCGACACAAAGUCAUUUCAGCAAUGCCACAUGAUCCUGUGAAGCACUUGGUACCAAAGGCAUUGACACACCUCUCAAUCUCAAUCAUACAGUAAGACAGGGAGCACGAGCAACUUAAAGAUUUGAAUCUUUGUCCACCUGCAAAGAUAUUGAGAACGCCAUAUACUCGUGUUGAGUGAGUCCAUAACAUUGUGGGCCAGGCCAGUCUGUCAAGUGACUUCCUGGUAAGACCCACCAUUGUUAUGCACUAUGCUACCAAGGUAUGGGAAGCUUUUGGUGACCUAGACAUCCUCACCACGUGCAGGAGCAGACUGAACUGUGUCAACCAGCAAGAUUCAAAAUGACUGGACCUUGGCUUUGGCCCAGGAGACCUUCAGUCCUAGAGUUUUUGCCUCCUCAUGAAGCACAUUGAGAGCCAUCACCAAGACCUCAAGUGAUUCUGUAAAAAGUACAGCAUCAUCCGCAACAACACUCUCCUCUAUAUUCCCCAUUGACUCCCUCGAGGCAACGGCACGCCACAAAUAAGACUGAUAAAAAAUCCUACGAGAUCCAAUUAUACGUAACCUCAUCCUUCUUCAUUUUUUGUAUUUUGAAUUUUUUUGCACAUAUACAAUUGGUCACAUCUGAAUCAAAUUAUGGUUUGGUCUUUUUAUUUCUUUAAGUAAAGCUUAUAAAAUUUCCAGCAAAGAUCCAUCAGUAUAUUAGAUUUUAGGUGGAUGGUCCCCUUUAGGACAGCAUGUGGGUAGUCUUGGGCCACUCGGAAGUGACUGAAAAAUCUCAGCUUGAGGCGGUGGGCAGGACUUGAACCCGCAUCCUCCUGGACAGGACGCCAGGACGCUAACCACACAGCCAUCUCCUCCCCAAUUAGCGCAUCAUAUAAGUAUUGGAGCAUCGGUAUCAGUAUCGGCUGACAAGUGGGUAACAGUAGUGGGUACCAAUGCAAGAUGGCGCCACUAUAAACACUCGCCUGCGCCAGAACGGGCUGGGCCGACCAUCAGGCCCCACCGGGAAGAAGCCUUGGGCCGACCAUCAGGCCCCACCGGGAAGAAGCCUACCGGCGCAAUAGGCCGCGACGUUAAAAAAAAAAAAAAUAAAUAAAUAAAAAAAAGUAUCGGUAUCGGCCAACAUCGUGGUAUGUACUGGCACAUCUCUAAUUUCUACUUCUUGAAGCACAUGAGAAAUUGAUCAAUUCUGGAGAAUAAAUAUCUUUCCCAACAGUCUGCCCAGGAACAAACAGUAUUGGCUAUACACGCAGCGGCAAACACAGCCACCCGGAGAACUGUCAGAGGUACUUUUCAUAGUGAACUCGGUUCUUUUUUUCUAUUUCAUGAUUCCAGAUUACAAGUUAGUGUUUGGUGCCAAAUGUCCAAACAAAGUGCCUACUGGUCAGGAAAAAUAUAUUUAACCCAUUGCUCGUAGGUUGAAGACCACCUGUCAACCCAGACUCUAGAUUCUCUCUCUAAAGAGAGGCUCAAAGAUGAGCUCCAGGGGGCAGUGUGAGCCAAGCAAAAUAGUGCCACUUUAAACCAUCAGGCCUCACCAAGAAAGCCUACUGGCACCAUAGGCAAAAAAAAAAAAAAAAAAAAAAAAAAAACUGAUACUGAUACCAGUACUUUUUUAUUAUGAUUACGUAUCUGUAAGAUUAUAAAGUAAAGAAUAACGUGUAUUGGUCUUGAAUCGCAUAAUAAAUAAGCCAAAAAAGUAUCGGAGUAUCAGCCACAUUUUCACUUUGCCGACACCGAUACCGAUACUACAAAAAAAGGCCGAUAGUGCCGAUACCAAUACCGAUUUUAUCAGCACAUCUUUAGUAGAAAUACCUCUUUUUGUGCGCUGGCACUGAGGUUUGAACCACCUCCCUUUCAACCACUGCACUGCACUCAAAACUGAGCACUCCACAAUCUCCAUAAAGUACUUAUCACAUUUGCAGUUAUAUAUAAAUAUAAGUCAAAGUACAGUGUUCAAUUCACACUUUUGUAAAACAUGAAAAAUAUUGUAAUCUGUAGCCACAGAAACCUUCCACACUGCUCUGGACAGCAACUAGACACUGUCUCAUACAGGGACUUUAUAAUACUAUGAAUUCUCAUUGACACUCAUGGGCUCAAUAUUAAGUCAAGUUGAUUUGCAUAGGUUUUUCAUAACAUAGGGAAAGGCAAGGGAAUCACUCAGUUGACAUUAGUUGUCAUGUUCUUGAGAAUACUGUCACUUUUCCAUCAGCCUUGUCACCACUUAACUUUGGCUGGAGCUCCUCUUAGGCACCACCUCAGGCAAUGCACAGCCCCAGAAAAAAGGAUUAGGUCAUUCAGGUGAACAGAAGAGUAGUGUAUAUCAUCUAGUAUUUUACCUUCAGUAGCCUAUCUCUUAUAAUGAUUAUCAGCAGCUUUACUCCUUUUAUAUCCUAAGAAAACAAGAAUUAUGGAGAACCAUUUACAUUUGUUUUCCCUUAUGUAGUAAACUUAAAAUUUUUUCCAAGUUUUCAGUCAUUACACAAAUUCAUCCUUUUAAUCCAGUUGUAGCAAGUGAGAAUUAUACUCUAAUUGAUUUUCCAUUAUAUUUACAGAAGUCACUAAAUGUGGUCUGACUGACUUAUUGAAGUCUCCUUAUAUCAUUGUGUGUCCUUGAGAGAUACAAUACUCAAAUAAGGCUGAGACAAGAUGUGGAUUUUGUGGGAUGGGGAAAGGAACCUAAUCCUGGAAUCUGUCAGUGUGUUUGUAAGAGGAAAAGUAGGAAAGAUGUGUGACAAGGGCUACUCACCUGAUUGACCUUUCCUGCUCACUAGUUUAUUAGAGGGAAAAGUUCAAAACGGACCAGAAAGGCUUUGACAGCAGCCAUGUCAGCCCUCACUCUAUGCAUUUUACAUAAGAAUGAGGCACUGAGGAAUUCUUGAGGGUGUCAUAGGUCAGGAGGAAGAGAGGAGGGUUAAAGGCAGCAUGAAAAGAUAGUGAAUGAAAAAUGAAGGAUAAAUUAGGAGCAUUUGGGUCCUGCCAUUAGGCAUAGGGGUCGCAGCAUCUCACAGUGACUCAGAUUUCAGCCAUGUUUGUGUUUGGGUGUUUUAUUUUUUUGUGUUUGUGUGUGUACUCACCGUCUUGUAUGCCUGCCAUGCCCUUGUGUUUAAGGGUCAGAGUGCAUCAGUACUAAUAAUACAAGGUUAAAUAUCAGCAUCCCUUGAGGACUGGAGCGUAAUUGUCAGUUAAUGAGUAGCUGUGCAGGGACAGACUUGUUAGUUCUCUAUCCAUGUAACAAUUGUGCUCUGAAUUAAGCCAACAUCUUGUCUGAUAUAUUUAGCAGUGCAGUGCUGUUGUACUGUGUUAAUAAUAUUCUAGCACAUAAAUCAUCAAACACCAUGCAGCACUAAAUCAUAAAUCUGAAACAGCAAGUUGUAUGAAGAGAAGGAAGGAUGUGUUGAUAUUAUGAAUUGACUUGGGAAGGAGUGGGACGUAAAGAAAGCAAAGGUAAGAGAUAUAAUAUCAUUCCAAGCUAGUUGAGUCAUGAACUGGAGUUCAAGGCAAAGCAACUUGAUUGCUAAGAGAAGGAAUGUUAUGGUAGUAUUCUGAAAGGACUUUGGUUAGGAAUGGAUUGUAAUGAACAUAGGACUAUUGCAAACUAGUUGAGUCAGGAGCUGGAGCUCAAGAGGAACUAAAGGUAAUAAGAGGACACAGCUCAAUGAAAUUAACUGUUCACCAUGAAAAAAAUGUAAACAAGAAGCAAACUUACAGGUUAAUGUGUGGGGUAGUGAGGGAUUGUCUUAAUACCAAAGGGACAAUAUGCCAACACUGACAGAUUCCAGCCUUGUGUACAGUGCCAAGGUCUGUUACUUUAUUCAUAAGAUAUCCAAUGAGAAAAAAAUAUAUAUACAUACAUGUAUAUGUAUAUUGACAAUGCUGUGAUUUCACCUACUCAUGCGUAUGAAUGAGGACAUGUACUAUGUACUUGAAUCUUACACACACACACACACACACACACACACACACACACACACACACAGGGGCAUGAGGAAUGAAAUAACUGCUCUGGUAGCUCAGUGGUAAAGCUCUGCCCUGCCAGGCUUCACAACCUGGCAGGUGUGGGUUUGAGCCCUGCUCAGGCCAGGAAUUUUCCACUGACAAUGAGUGGUUACUGUCCUCCCUUGAGCAAGGGCGAUGUGAUGUGUGAAGGUCCUGGCAGUACCCAGAGAUCGAUUAUAACGAGCCUCGUUCUAAUCAGGAGGGUACUUUCUGGCAAUGACGAAUCCAGAUAGUGAUCAGGCUGUGGGAAAAUCACACACACACACACACACACACACAUUAGGAAAAGAAUAGAGAAAGGUGACAUAAUUACAGCGUUAAGGGUAAUGAUAGUCAUCGGAAUUGAUAGUAGGCUGUUAUAAGAAUGAGAGUGACAAAAGAACUAGAAAGAAAUUACAGAAUAUGAGGUGUUUGAAAGACAUCAAAAAAUAGUUUUACAUAUAGAUGCACUGAACUGUGGAAUGGCCUGGACAGGGAGAUCCUCCAGUCAAAAUCUGUACAGGAGUUUGACUGAUUAAGACAGAGUGUAGGUCAUUUCCUGUAUAUAACAUAAAUACACACACACACACACACACACACACACACACACACACAUACACACACACACAGGGGCAUGAGGAAUGAAAUAAGGGCAUAGUUUCUAGAAUUCACCAUCUUGUUUGCCAGUACAUAAUAGUCUAUAUGUGUAUAAAUAUUUUUUACAAUGUUAGAAAUUUUAAAAGAUAAACUAUAUAUAUAGAUUAUUAAUAUUAUUACCAUUAAAUAAUUAUUGUUCCUUGGUCUCCUAAGAUAUUGUGGGUCACUUAUUUAGCCUGGGAUAAAAUUGGGUUCACUUCAUACUGGAUGCAAUGCUGAGUAUGCUGUGGGCACACACUCGCAAUGUCUGUUAAGUGACCGUUCACACCGAAAGUGAUGUUUACAAGCAUUACUUUUGAUUCUAAGUCUUAUUUUCAGAAAGCACUCCCACCCACAAAGCUUGAGUCAUAAUUUUGAUCAGGCCUAUGGUGAGGUCUGGUCACUUCCUUGUAAGAUGCAGGAUGUAGCACAGACCUGAAAUCUAUAAAGUAUCAGCUUUCCCCAUUAAUGAUCUGAGAGGAAAGUGAAAUCUUUAGUUAAUGAUACAUAAGUGAGAAGUGUUAUAGGUAAAUUUCAGGUUUACAUAAGGUUUGCUAACCACUACACCAUGGAGCAGCCAUGAGAGGAAAGAAGGAUAAUAAUGUGGGAAUUAGAAUUUGCUUAUGCUUAAAGGGUAUGGAUAAAGUAGAAUAUCAGAGUUAGAUAAAAAGUCAAAUUUCCUUCAGUGUUCAUUUUCUUCACCCUCACAAAUGCUCUAGUAGUCAUGGACAGAAAUAGAAUAUUGCAAUUAGCUAAAGUCUUUCCCAAGCAGUAACCAUUUCCUUCACCCCAGCUAGGCUCACAAACACUAGUAUGCAUGGAUAGAAGUAGAAUGCUAAAAUUAGAUAAAACGUCAAUUUUCCAAAGCAGUGACCAUUUCCUUUGUCCCAGCUUACUUUCCAUAUGCUUUUGUGUGCGUACCUGAGGAAAGCUACAUUGACAAGUACAGCUGAGGAGGUGGUAAACUUUCUAGGGGCUGCUUUCACAGUCACUUUGUUUGUUUUGAUCGUUACCAAUGGCGGCAAUCGACGCUAUAAUUUUCCACGUGAAACUGGCCUAUGGGAUAGUGGCGGCUGCAGAGGAAGGGAGACCUGUUGAGAAUGUGUGGUAAGGUGCGGGGCUAGGCUAACCCCGCAGCCGCCACUACCCCAUCGGCCAGUUUUACGUGGAAAUACUAUAGCAGCGAUAACAGCCAUUGGUAACAAUCAAAACAAACAAAAUGACUGUGAAAGUGGCCCUAGGUGUGUAGCCAUGCCUCUCUUGUCAGACAUGAAGCAUCAAAGCCGGUGUGAACGACCUCUGAAAAAAAAAGACGGAGUUGGAAGCCACGUCGCUCUCCAUUCACAUCAAAGUUGCAUCACAUCCAGUAUAAAAUGGCCUUUAGUCAGUUCUGCGGUGUGUCUGUCUGUAUGCAUGUCUGUGUCCGUCCAUAUUACUGGGGUUACACGAGCAACUCUUUGGGUGUUUCUUUAUUUACACUGCAUUGUAUUCUACCAUGUUUUGCUCUGUUCUGUGCAUUUGCUGUGAUGAAAAAACAAAAAUAUGUAAAGUCUUCCCUCAGAGAUGUUAUGUUUGAUGAUUGUUCUUUCCUAAACAUCCAUAAAAAAACUGCAUAAUGAUAUCACUUAUUUCAAACACUUAUGUCUGCAGAGAGAGAGAGAGAGAGAGAGAUAGAUACGUUAAUUAGGAAGAAUAAAUCAUCAUAGUCUAGUAUAUAUGAGGCAUGCAAAAUAAAAACCUGAUUACAUUUAAGGUUCAGAAAUAUAUAUGAAAUCUUAAAUUGUGUGAUUCAUCAGGUGUAUAUGUUACCAGUGGAGGACUUUCAAGGCAGUUUCCAUGUAGAGGGCAGCACCAUGCGUAUAGUGCCUUGAGUCUUGAGCUUGCAACGUAACUUCAGACGGAGAGGCCGAUAAGCAGAGUGCUGCCCUCUACAUAGACUCGGUUUCGAAAGUCAUCUUUGUUGACCUUGUAUGAGGGAAGUGUAUCCUUGACUGGUGUGUUUUCCUAUUUGAUGCUGUGCUGCACUUUUCUGUUUUUUUUAUUAUUUUUAAUGCCCAGAUAACUUGUAUAAAUGUAUUAGUAAAAUGGCUUUGAGACAGACUGUUACAAGCUCAUCGCGAAUUCACAAUCCUUGAAAUCUACAAAUAUGUAGUUAUAGAUAUUAAAUGUUAUCAUUUUAUUAUUUUUAUUUGUUGGCUUUAUUAUUAUUUUUUUUAUUAAUAUUAUUACUAUUAAUAUUUGCAAAAAUACUAAUUGUUCAAAAUGCAAUGUUAAUGUAUUUUUCAUUAUUAUUAACGUUGUUGCUGAGGCAGGAUGCAUAAUGGUAACUAUGGCAGAGUAGUUUUGGCAGGAAACAGCGAAAAGAAGCAACGGGUGAAGCAGGUAUGUGACGUGGGGCUGUUCUUCACGACACCUCUCACCAUGCUCCCCCUCUCGCUUAUACCACCCCUACCAUACCAGGCAACCAAGCCCUCUUCAAGUGUAGAGUGGGGAGAGGAAGGCAGUCUGAAGCCAGCAACCAACCAUGCACCACUUUCUUCCUUCUGGUCCCACUGAUGCGCCUGGGCCAGUAGCUUCAAGUAGGCCUUCAGUGACACUCACCCAUCAAAAUCCUGAGGCUUAUGCCUACACAUGCUCCUCUGGGCUGGAGAAGAGUUAGAAGUGAGGAGCAUGGAAGCAUGGGGAGAGUUGGCAGGAAGCGAGCCCGAUUUUUUAUUACGAUCCACAGACUCAGGCUUAAGUGUUAGACCUGACAUUGCUCGCUGAGAGUCGUCCUGUGCAUCACUGAGCUCACUCUGUCACUUAGCUGGGUCACUGUGUAUGUCAAGAUUUGCGCUGCUUCCUCCAGCUUUUCUACUCCCCGUAUCUCAUUCUUCACCUAAGCGCACCUAAGUGUCAACUUUUUGCCACCUGCAGUGUCCUACUUAUCUCGUGCCUCAUAUCAUCCUGUACUUUUCUCUGUUCCUCUCUCAUCACCUGUAUGAGGGCCAUCAUGUUGGCCAGCGAGGGCCCACCGUUAGAUCCUGUAGCUCCCUUACUGUCCGUCAUUUUGCUCUUCAGACGCAUGAGCUCCCUUCCCUUGAGCCACACAACCAGGUGGCAAUCAACUUAGCACUCAGCUUUGGAUUCCACUCCUGAUACCAGCAUUGCUCAUGCAGACAGGUGGGAGGAAGGUGAAACACAAAUUUCUUCCAAGCCAUAUAUUGAUCCCCACAUACAAUAAUACUUGGCGGCAGUAACAAGAACAAAGGGGAUGGGGUGACAGUAGAUGCAAAGAGUGGUGCUUGCCUGGUGUCUGGCUUCACACUGCCUUCCUCUCCCUGCUCUACUCUUGAGAAAGGCUUGGCUGCCCGGUAAGGUAGCUGUGGUAUGAGGGAGAGGGGUGACACGGAGUGAGAGGUGUCAUGAAGAACUGCCCCAUGUCACGUACCCUCUUCACCUGCUGCUUCUCUUCACUGCUCCAUGCCGAGAUUACUCUGCUGUAGUUGCCGCUACACACCUGCCUCCACAACAUUAUUACUAUAAUUAUUAUUAUUAUGAUCAUUAUAAUUAUUUUUUCCUUCAAAAAAGUUAAUUAUGAAAUUUUAUUAUUUCUUAUAUUUACUAUUAUUAUUAAUAUAUAGGACAAUGGUUUAAAAAAAAGUAGCUAGGAUAUGUCUGCCAAACAUUGCAGGAUGCUCAGCUGAAUUAUGUGUUUUGCCAAGGGAAUUUUCAUUAGUGUUACAUAGAGAAUCAGUUUUGUAACAGAUUCAUGUUCAACAUGUACAGACUAAAAUUACACAGGAUUUUAUGA
This is a messenger RNA of Eriocheir sinensis (Chinese mitten crab), 14959 nucleotides long. RefSeq names its product protein ILRUN-like. Lineage: Eukaryota; Metazoa; Arthropoda; Malacostraca; Decapoda; Varunidae. The record is from RefSeq and is a predicted model, not a curated record. The transcript is spliced from 4 exons. Gene Ontology annotation, biological process: macroautophagy. Gene Ontology annotation, cellular component: phagophore assembly site. Gene Ontology annotation, molecular function: ubiquitin binding. Bases 128 to 931 code for a protein of 267 amino acids.